AUGGAGACUGCGAAGGAGACCAAGCAGCCCGUCGAGGCCACUGCUGUCUCGCCGCCAGAGUCCGAGCAUGCUGUCCCGGCCGAGAUCUACAUCGAUCCCGUCCUUGAGCGCAAGAUCAUGACCAAGUUCGACUGGUUGAUGAUGCCUCAAUUCGUCAUAAUAAUCAUGCUGGCCUACCUGGACAGAUCUAACAUUGGCAACGCCCGCAUCUUCGGCUUUGAAGAAGACCUCAACCUGGUCGGCAACCAAUUCGCCAACGUCUCCUCCCUCUUCUUUGUGACCUACGUCGUCUUCGAAGUCCCCUGGGUCAUGGCCGUCAAGAAAUGGGGCGCCAACAGCGUCAUCGCCGUCGCCAUCGUGGCCUGGAGCGCCGUCACCAUCGGCACCGGCUUCGUGCACAACUACGAGCAGACGCUGGCCAUGCGCUUGCUGCUCGGCGCCGCCGAGGCGGGCAUUUUCCCCGCCUGUAGUUUCGUCGUCUCGACCGUGUACCCGCGUGAAAGCCAGGCGAAGCGGAUCGCCGUCCUGUACGGCUCCACGGCCGUCGCGGGCGCUUUUGGCGGUCUCAUCGCGUAUGGCAUCCAACUGAUGGGCGACCGCCACGGCAUCGAGGCGUGGCGCUGGCUCUUCAUCGUCGAGGGUAUCAUCUCGAUCGUGCUCGGCAUGGCGUGCUGGGCGUCGCUGCCGCGCACCGCCGAGCACGCCUGGUUUCUCACCGCCGCGCAGAAACAGCUCAUGGAGGACCGACGCCGGAGAGACGUCGCGUACAAGGGUGAUGCGGGGCUUUCGUGGGCGGACGCCAGGUCGGCAUUCACGGACCCCAUGGUCAUCGCCGCGGGCUUGUCUCUGUUCUGCGCCGGCGUGCCACUUUUUGGUUAUGGCACCUUCUUGCCAACCAUCAUCCGUGGCUUUGGCUACGAGAGUAUUCAGGUGAACUACUUGACCAUACCAGUCUACAUUUUAGGUUGCUUUUACCUGGCCCUAAUCACCUACAUCUCCGACCGACUCCGAAAGCGCGCCAUCAUCGCCGUGUGCGCGCCCAUCCCCGUCUUGAUAGGCUACGCCAUCGCCAUCGGCACGCCCAACGUCGGCGCCGGCUACUUUGCCAUGUUCCUCUGCUCUGGCGUCUACAGCUACAACACCAUCCUCGUGACCUGGGUCUCGAACAACAUCCGCCCAGACUCGAAACGCAGCGCCGCCAUCCCCUUUUUUAUCUCUAUCGCCAACACCUCCGGCGUCGCCGCCAGCCAGGUCUACCCCAACUUCACCGCCCCGCGCUUCAUCAUGGGCAACUCCAUCUCCAUGGCCAUGGAGUUCUGCGCCAUUUUGGGGAUUGGCGUCAUCUACGUGAUUUUGCGGAGGCGGAAUCAGAUUAAAGCCCAGCAGCGCGCUGAGGGGGUGACGGAUAAUGGGCAGAGGGGGGAUAAGGCGCUGGAUUUUGAGUAUAUCUUUUGA
Molecule: messenger RNA, 1455 nt
Organism: Cyphellophora europaea CBS 101466
Lineage: Eukaryota; Fungi; Ascomycota; Eurotiomycetes; Chaetothyriales; Cyphellophoraceae
Exons: 5
Coding region: 1-1455 (484 amino acids)
Biological process (GO): transmembrane transport
Cellular component (GO): membrane
Molecular function (GO): transmembrane transporter activity
Source: RefSeq, a predicted model, not a curated record